Messenger RNA from Meleagris gallopavo (turkey), 1452 nucleotides. The record is from RefSeq and is a predicted model, not a curated record. Lineage: Eukaryota; Metazoa; Chordata; Aves; Galliformes; Phasianidae.
AUGGGUGGCUAUACAUACAAUUCUGGCUAUACAUACGGACUGGGGGAUGAGAUGCUGAAGAGCAGACCACUUGAAAGAAAUCUGGAGAUCUUGGUCAACGAUGUUUCUUCAGCUUCUUCCAGUUCUGGGAAUUUCAGCCAGUUCAUAUCAGACUUAGCCAUCAGUCAACACUCAGCAUCCUCAUCCCGUCAACCUACCACUAAGCUUCAAAACGGCAGAGAAUAUGACAUGGGGACAGUCAAGAAGGCCAAGAGCCGCACAGCUUUCUCCUAGGAGCAGCAGCAGACCCUGCAUCAGCACCUUCAGAGCCAGAAGUACUUCAGUCCCCAUCAGAUUCAGGAGCUGGCUGCUGCCCUGGGGCUCACCUACCAUCAGGUGAAGACUUGUUUUCAAAACCAGAGGAGGAAGCUGAAAAGGUGCCAGAAGAAUACCUUGUGGACUGCUUGGAUUCAGUGUGUCAUGCAAAACAGCUUUCAUCCAAGUUCUUACCUGGAUGUGUACCCAAAAUUCCACCAGGUCUACCCGAUUUCUGCUGCCAGCAACAUCCAAAUAAUGCCUACCCCCUGUCAACACUACAGAGCAGGGCAGAAGGCUUACAUCAUUUUGACCAGCGAGGAUGGAGGAGUCUUUUACAAAGGUGGUAGCAUCUGCAGCAUCCAGCAGACAGUGGGCUUCAUUGCCCAGCACAAAGUAGGAUUUUAUUAUAGUUAUCCUGGCAGCGUGGAAUAUUUGUGCACAAAGACAAGUGGUGGUUAUAACUUUCACCAGUCAGCCCCCAUGGGGGCAUCAUUCCCAGCCACUGCUGGCCACCAUCUCUAUCAUUCCUAAACACUGUGGAUGUGAGGAAUUUGGGCACCUUGGAAUCAAAUCUUAUUCUCUUCUCUCCCUUCGUUAUUCACAUAAGCUCCAUUUUGGGACCCAAAUAUUUACUUGCAAGCGUAGCCAGACAUAUAGAUGCUUGCACAGACAUGUAUACACAGCCAUUUAUUCGUAUGCCUUUACAUGUACACAGGUACACACUCUUCUUUAUUUGCAAAAACAAAUUCCCUUACUAGACUAUCUGACUAGGCUGACUUGAUUAUGCCCUAGAUCUUCUAAACUGCAGACCUCAAAACUUAUGUAAGCAAAUACAGAUGUAUUUAAUGUAUACAUAUCAUUAUAUGGCUGUAUAUAUAUAACACAUAAAGACACAGGCUGUAUGUAGAGGUGCUGGUCCCAUAGUUUUCAGUGACAUUGAAUAAGUUUUUGUCACACACCAGGUACCUAUUUGAUGGUUAGAUCACCAGUUCUGCAGGUUAUCACAAGUUGUACAAUUGAUAAAGUAUAUAGCAAAGGGAGAUUUAACAAGUUGCUUGCAGAAAAGGUGUUGAGAUGAUAUUAUAAGCAUCAAAAUGAUAAGUAAACUUUAUUCUAUCUUCCUUUGUCUCCUCUUAAGAAAACCUAAAAAGUUCA